GUCCCGCGCACGUGUAAUAUGUCGACACACGUCGUCGUUGUCGUAUAUUUACCUAAUUAUUUUAAACGUUUGUCUGCUAUAAAAAACAGUUUUUUUCUGGCCACAAUAGCAGGAUCAUCAAUAUUAACGGAAAUUUCUCGGUAAUGUAUGGAAUUAUUGAGUUUUAAAAUCAAUAAUCGUAUACUCUGUCGAUUUAAAUAAAAUUCUUAGAUUCGUAACAAAUCGAGAAACGUAUUAUCCCAACCUUAGUAAUACAUUCGGGUUUUCUGAUGGAUUACGUCCGUGAAGAAGUGAUCGAUGAAGAAUAUCCAGUAUACGUGCCGUGGACACCGUCCAAAUUACCGGAUGGAUCCGAUCCCAAUGGCUACGAACCGGGCAAAGAGGAAUGGUGCGAGGGUUGUAAAAAGUGUCAGUGUGUUGAAUGUCAAUUAAAAUGCACGUCCCCAAAAUUGUCGAAGUUUUGGAUGAUUUUAUACAGAUGGGUACCAUUCGUCAACUGUGGUAGGAUUGCAUGCUGUGCCGUAGCCAAAUUGAAUCAUGACAGACUGAAACAGCAACAGGCUCAAGAUCUGCCCGUUGUUGAGCUAACUAAACGCCGAGUGACGGCGAUGGAAUCGUCGCGACUUUUAUGGGCCUUUAAGUACUUGAUUUGCAACCUAUGCUUGGUCUCGAUGGCCAACGAAAACUUACCAAACUGUAGCCGUCCGGUAAGCUAUUGUUCCGCAAAAUGUUUUGGCAAUACAUUUGUUGAGAAAUGCCAUUGUGUCAAUUGGGAAAAAUUGAAGAUGAGCCGGCGAUACGUGGCGAAAGGUAAGAGUAGUGAUAGCUUAACUGAGACCAUCAGCUGGCUAAAUAUUUUUUCCAUCAUGUGGUCAUCAUACAUGUAGGGGAUGUUUACAGUUAUUUAGGCAAUAUUAAUAUAUAUUAUUAUUAUUGUUAUUAAAUUACUCGUAGCGUUUGUUUAAGUAAAUACUAUCCAACCUUUUAGCCACUAUGCGGACCAUUUGGCAACUUUACGGAGAAUUCUAAUAUCACUGAUAACCUAUGAUAAGUCCAUAAUUGACCAAUACGGUUGGGAAGCACUGGUUUAAGUAUAGUUGAUAAGUACAAUGCAGUCAUAGAUAAUAAAAUAAUGGAUAGGACAUGAUGGUUUACCAGUGAAGACGUAAUAAUGAAAUAGAUGAAAAUUACUUUAUCACAGUGGUUAUCAUAUAGAAUAGUGUAAACAAAUGGCCUCAAUUUCCUAUCAAGUUGUACCGCAAAACUGUAAUGUCUUAUCCAUUAUUUUAUUAUCUAUGGAUACAGUACAAUAAUAGCACAGAAAGUCACAAGAACAGACUGUUUAGAUUCCAAUUGGUAUCUUCUUAGAACCUCCCAACAGAAAACAUUUUAAUUUUUCGGGGAAUCGACUUUUUCAGUUCAAUUAAUACGUGCCUGGAGUUUACCACUGGGAAGUAUUUUGACUUUCGUGGGAACUUCCAUUUAUUAUUAUUACUUAAAUUAAUUAGAGGGAUUGAGGAGUAUCACCCUGCUCUCUACCCUCCCUUUUAACCCCCUCACCACAUACUUCCCGUCUUAAGACGGGUACAUGUAUACUAUUUAGAAACUCGCAGUCACUAAAACUUUGUCCAUUAAUCGUAGGAGUAAAUUUCGGAGGAGGAAGCACUAAUAAUUCUUAUAUUAUCGACUGUUUUUUAAAGUGAUAAAAUACACAGAAAUUCUCAUUUCCCAUUUCCAGAUACGUGUCUUGGUUAUGGUAGUGGUGUCCACUAUUCAGAGGAGGUUCAGUUUGUAGUUUACAAUUCCCGUUUCCAAAAAAAUCCACAAGUUUGAGGUAUUACUGCAUAUUAUAUAGUAUUUAAAAUUGAUUUUAUGAUAACUUAUAUAUCCAUGAAACGAUUUAUGUUCUCUUCAAUGUAGUAGAUAGUGUAGUGGUUAGGCAGGGUAAAAUGUUAGAUCGUGGGAAUGCUCUGAUAUUCAGAAUUAUUUCCAGAAAAGGUCUUUGUGUUGUUACGGUAAAAUACAGUUUAUUCGAUGAUGAGUAUACGAUAAUAGGAAUUAUCGUAUAUUGCUCAAAUCAAUUUUAAUUCAUUUUUUAUUUUAAUUAUAAUUGUGACAUUUACUGUGAUUUUAAUUUGUGAUAUUAUUGAAUAAUUAUAACUAGAUAUUUAAUAUGUGUUUUGUUAGAAACAUUAUUAUUAACACAAUUAUUGUCAAACAUUAAAGCUAUUUUUCUAUUCACUGGUAAUAUUAUUUUAUUAAAGUUUGGUUCAUAGUAAAUAUUACUAUUGGCAGAAUUUAUAACCAUCGGGGAAACUUGUGAUCGGUAAACUCAGAUAAGAGCUAUAUAAAAAGCACGAAAAUACUAAAAAAACAAUAUAAGCACCAAUGCAGGUCUUAUUUUUUGCUGCAUAAAGCAUAAAAAUAUAUCAUCAUUAUACCGAAAUAUCAUGUAUCUAAUAUAAAUAAUUGUAUUUACCCAUAGAUAACUUAAUCUAACCGAAAGAUAUAUUCCACUCUGCCCUCCUCCUAUUCCCAUCAUGUCAUGAGUACUGAAAUGACUGCGUUUAAUAACAUAAUGAAUAUACAACAUUUAUUAUAAAUAAAAACUUAUAGUAAUAUGAUAUUAAAUACAAUUUAGAAACAAAAAUUCGGACCUAAGUAACUUAACUUCUCGACUAGGUACCUUAUUUGGGUGUACAUAUUUUUAUCAACGAUUUUUUUUUUUAUCAUUUAGCAGUAAUAAAACAUAAUAUUUCCAUUUUGUAUAAUAAAUAAAAUCAUAUAAUUAUAAUACCUACGUAUAAGAUUAAACGGUUUGACGUUUUAAAGUAUAGACGGACACCGGGACAUCUAAUACUGUAACUGCAACACCAGGUGCAUACACAAAAAAUAUUUUAGGAAAUGGUUUAAGGUUUUUAAGGUUAAACCACUCGUGUUUCGAUACUUAAUAAAAACUUACAUAAAAAUGAUCCUAAAGUUUCAGGGGAGGGGUGGGUUGAAUCCAUAAAACCCCCUUGUGUACGCGUCUAUACAUAAAUAUAAUAAUAAUAUAAAUAAUUAUAGAAUAUGUUAUUGUAUAUCGAAACAAUAAAUAAAAAUAAAAUAUUGAUCGGUUAAUACUGUAUCGGUAUUUUAUUUUCGUAGGUAUGUUAUUAGAGAAAACAAUAAAUGAUAUAAAAUAUAUACAUGUAUAUUUCAUAUUAAGCAUUAUGGUUGUUAUUAUUUUAGGUAUGAAAAAAUAAUUAUAUUUAAGUAGAUACUCAUCAACAGUUAGGUAUCUAUUAUAACGUACUGUAGAUUUCUAACUAUAGUGAUAGGAAACGUAGACAUUUUGAUCUGCUAGAAAUGUACGUGGGAAUUUUGGGAAUAUGGCGAUAAGUGUAAUAGAUCUGUUAGUCUUUUGUAGCAAUAUUAUGUGAACUUCCAUUAUAUAUUUUUCGAAAUUGAUUUGUACAUCAGUCAUACAAAAUACAUAAAUAAAUUGAUUGGUUUGGGAUAUAUUAUCUUUUGUGUCCGUUUUUAAAAAUGUUAAAGUUCUUAGGGAGGUUAAACUAAAAUUAAGCUCUCCAAACUUUCUAACUUAUUAUUAAUUUGUAUUUUAUUAUAUAUUUAAUGUUUUAGUUAUGUUUAUAUAUUUUUUUUAGAUGCUGGAAGAAAAAAAUUCAACUCAAACUAUUCUGACGAACAAAUUGAGAAGGAUACUUGCAAUUGGCUCCGUCAAGCUAUUGACAGAUUUAAUAAAAAAAAAAACAACAAAAACAAAAGUUGUUUUAGUUUAAUACUCAAUAAAAUAUCAAAUAUAAAAGGAUAUAAAUAAAAAAUAAAUAAAUAACG
Cinara cedri is the source of this 3837-nucleotide messenger RNA. Lineage: Eukaryota; Metazoa; Arthropoda; Insecta; Hemiptera; Aphididae. The record is from the annotation of a GenBank genome assembly.